This is a messenger RNA of Coniophora puteana RWD-64-598 SS2, 213 nucleotides long. RefSeq lists its product as uncharacterized. The coding region runs from base 1 to 213 and encodes 70 amino acids. The transcript has 3 exons. The record is from RefSeq and is a predicted model, not a curated record. NCBI's taxonomy places the organism in Eukaryota, Fungi, Basidiomycota, Agaricomycetes, Boletales, Coniophoraceae.
AUGUCGAACACACCAAAGCGCGCUACCUUGGAGAACACCAAAGGAGGGACAGACGCGCCAUCCGGGGACUACCGAAAAAAGCUGCCUCCUGCCCCGGUCUCUUUUAGACGGACAGACCUCCUUGUCUGGCUCGAUGGCGACCCUGAUCAUGGCGGCAAGAAGCUCAUAGCUUACCCCAAGCAACGUCUCAGAACGUUCGCAUCGCUACCGUGA